Molecule: messenger RNA, 328 nt
Organism: Dentiscutata erythropus
Lineage: Eukaryota; Fungi; Glomeromycota; Glomeromycetes; Diversisporales; Gigasporaceae
Source: the annotation of a GenBank genome assembly
GAAAUAUAUUUCUGAAUUAGAGAAUAUUAUAGAUAAGAUAUUAUCAAAAAAGAAGAGAAAAAUAGAAGAGGAGAUAACUGACUUAAAUGCAAUAAAAAUAAUCAAAACCUGGAUAAAAGAAAUAUUUAAAAUUCAGAAUAAUAGAAUUAAAGGAGACAGCUCAGAAGAAAAGACAAUACAAAUAUUGAAAGCUCAAAAUAUGAUAACAAUAAUGAAAAAAGCUCAUCUUUUAGAAGAAAAUGAAGAAAAGAUAAAACUAAAAAAAAUUAUAGGAGAUGAGGAAGUAGAUUUAUUUGGAGAUAUAGUAAUAUAUAACCAAACAUUAUAA